Molecule: messenger RNA, 264 nt
Organism: Coccomyxa subellipsoidea C-169
Lineage: Eukaryota; Viridiplantae; Chlorophyta; Trebouxiophyceae; Coccomyxaceae
Exons: 3
Coding region: 1-264 (87 amino acids)
Source: RefSeq, a predicted model, not a curated record
AUGCCGCACCACAAGGACCUGUGGGAAUCCAUCGUCAAGAAGCACAACCUCAACGACAUCCCCUUCGACAAGCUGGUUCAGUGGGAGUUCGCCGACAACACGCUGAGCACUCCAGGAGACCAGUACAGCGACACCACCAAGCUGCGCAAGGACGGCUUCGAGGGCCAGAAGAUGUACACGGAGGAGGUGUUCCACCGCUGGUUCAAGGAGCUGGCAGACAUGCACGUCAUUCCCAACUACCCCGCCAUGCAGAAAUCCGCCUGA